AUGGACAAGAGACAGCAUCUACGUCGGCUACUUUCUAGCAUCUCGGACGAGUCUGACGAGGAGGAUAGCCUGCCUCAACACUCGACCAGCGGGGUGCUAAAUAAGAAAUCCGAUUUUUGCAAGCUUCUUAAAAAAUCUUUUUGCGUAUUUUUGGUAUUGGCGGUCGCCUGUGGGCUCUCUUUUUGGGCUGGAACAUGUGUGUCCAGGCGACAACCGACUCUUGAUGGCGUAUGCGCAAAACAUACAAACCAAUGGUCACCUCUAGUUCGUGAUGUAGCGAUUCAAUACGACGGCAAAGAGUUUAAUGGGUCUUUCAUGAAUGAGAAUAUAUAUCGACAAGUGGGAUCACCAGAAGUUGACAAAGCAUGGGAAGAUCUCGGUGUCAAUUAUCGAGCUGGUGUUAUCUCAUACGAGGAUGGCCUAGCUAGUGGGCUGGAAGCAUCUUUUGUCCAGCGCGCGAAAAAGUAUGGCGGAGGUUUUCUGGUCAACGUCGAGGGAAUGCAUCAUUUGCACUGCUUGAAUUUAGUUCGCAAAGCGCUCUAUUUUAACUACGAUCGAUAUAAAGAGUUGGGAGAGCAUGCAUUUCUAAACGAAGAGGAUAUCCUACGUCGGCACAUUACACACUGCCUUGACACUGUUCGCCAAGUUUUAAUUUGCAAUGUAGAUACGGGCGUCUUGGGUCAGGUGUGGAUCAACCCGAAGGAGCCAACGGCAUUCCCAGACUUUCGCACAAAACAUACCUGCAAGAAUUACGAAGAUAUACGUAAAUGGGCAAAGCAUCUUCAAGCGCCACCUCUUGAUCAAAUACCCGAAGAUUAUCUGGCCCCGCCAAAUCCUGACGAUGUAAUAGUUUCUACACCAUAG
Molecule: messenger RNA, 864 nt
Organism: Trichoderma atroviride IMI 206040
Lineage: Eukaryota; Fungi; Ascomycota; Sordariomycetes; Hypocreales; Hypocreaceae
Source: RefSeq, a predicted model, not a curated record